Molecule: messenger RNA, 6218 nt
Organism: Pocillopora meandrina
Lineage: Eukaryota; Metazoa; Cnidaria; Anthozoa; Scleractinia; Pocilloporidae
Source: the annotation of a GenBank genome assembly
GAAAAAUGGCGGUGUUUUCGACGGGAAAGAGCAGUUGACAUGUUUUGACAAAUGUUUGUAGGGAACGGAAAUACUGAGAUUUAUUGAAGACAUCAAUGGUUUUCCACAAAAAUAAGCUCUCAAGAUGGAUCAUUCUGCUUUAUUCUUUAGAAAGCGCGCUCUUUGUAAGUUUAAUUAUUCUCGGUAUAUCUUUCCGAGAAAUAUCGUUUCACAGUUGUCUACCUGAGGAUCACAUUUUCUGAUAGAUAUUUUGCUCCAGAAAUAUCUUACACCAGGAGUCCAUUCUUACGUGUAAUGAAGUUCCACUCAGAGCAACUGACACCAGUUCAUGAGAAAUAUAAUCUUACUGAAAGGAACGAGUGGCCUUGCUCUAAAAGCAUUCAUUUUUAGGUUUAUUUUGAAUUAUGUAUUGCAAAGGUUUCAUGGAGAUUCUAUUUAGUUUCAGCUCAUGCAUUGUAUACAGACUACAAAUCCCAAAAGUCACUGUUCUAGACCCCUCUCCCGGAUUGUGAGGAAUCAGUUGAUGGAGGUAAAAAUUAGAGAGAUAAUGCCAAUGUAAUGUUAAAAUGUUACUUAUUUCUGGACUCAUCACCACCAAGAUUUUGAUCACGAAACAACUUUUAGCUAAAGUGAAACUGAGUUUUCUGGCAAAUUUGUUUUUUUUUUAGCAAAAAUAUAUGUGGAUUUAGAAAAUUGUAAAUAUUAGGCACUUCAUUUAACAUGUUCCAAAAAGUGUCUUAACAUUGAAAGAAAUCACUCAUCAGCUGAAAGGAAAAACCAACAACAACAGCAACAAUACAAUUAAAAAUAGCCUCCUGUAUUCCAGAAACCCUUCAACUGUUACAUGUCCUUUUCUAAUUUUUUUCCUUGCAGCAAUUCUAUAAUGCAUUCCAAGCUAAGAACCAAGAACCUCACAUAAAAUGUCCACUGCACUCAUCCAGAGAUUUAUACAGUGUUCAAGAGGGAAAUAAAAUAGAGGAGUAUGCCUCAAAAUGGGUGUGCAACUUAUGCGGCAAGGCUUUCUAUGCCGAGCAUUAUCUCGACUUGCACUUUGAUAACAGACAUAGUGACAAGUUAGUAAAGGUAAGAGUAUGCUAUCUUUUGCUGCAAGAAGAUUUUGAAGAACUACAGCACCAUCUUAUUUGAGCGUGGGACUUGAAAUCUGGAUAUUUUUUGUCAACUAAUUUGCUAUUCAUAAAACUUAUCUGUGUAUAAGCACAAAACUGAAUCACUUAGAGCUUAGGCUUGUCUCGUUUUCUGUUAUAUGAAAUAAAUUGGAGUGUUGCAUAUACCUUCCUGAAUGAGACACUAUCUCAUUUCAGGACUCUCCCCUCCCUGGACACACACACACAUCCCAGGGGCAUUUAUUAAUUUAUCAGCAUUCAAUCAUGAAUGCUGCAAUCUGGUAGAGUAUAUAUAUUUAUUUAUUGUCUGUACCUUAACUUACUUAUAGGGUUCUACAGUGUGUCUAGCUGAUUUUUGUGACAUCUUCAGAUGUGAUGUGUUUGAAAACCAGAGAAAAGACAACUUUUGGAAAAAGAAACUCUGCAAAGAAAACAAACUAAUUGUUCGCAAAAAGAGAUGUGAGGUAAUCUGGAAUAUUUUUUGCGUAUGGUGAGCUGUUUCUCUUUAACCCUUUACACCCUAACAUCAGUACAGAUAUUCUCCAUACUGUUCUCUAUACAUUUCCUUAGGUUUCCAGGGAGAAUUUGUCCAACAAUUAAGACCUUCUCUAAUUGGUGAUCAUUUCCUUUACUCUCCUGACCUUAAUGUGUAAUUCAGGGGUGAUAUUGUAUGGAGAAUACAGAUUCUCACAGGGUUGAUUCUUGUGUUUGUAAUUGAACAUGUUUUUAAAGAUGCACGUAAUUAGAAGAAACAUGAAACCUUGCUGUAAUUUUACUGUAUGAGUAAUAAUAAUGUAUAAUAAUAAUUUUUGAUAUAUUAACAUUCUAGCAUGGCUCUAAGGCUUGGUAGAAUACGACAAAAUAAAUUAUAUUCAUCCCUCAACCUUAAUGUGAUUUCCUUUGUUUUAUUGCCCCAAGCCUCUGAGCCAUGUUUGAAUUUUAAUGUACCAAAAAUGGUCGAUUGAGUCUUCAUUUGAGUCUAACAGUUAUUGAAAUAAAAGCAAACAUUAACAAUAAAAUUUCCAUGAACCAGACACAAUACAUUCAACUGACAAAAGCUCUUCAUUUGACUUUCAAGGAAGCUUGUUUUCAGGUUGUAACAUUGUCAUCUUUUCAUUACCCAUGACAGUUUUUUUAACCUUUAACUUCCAGGAUAUGAUUGUUAAUUCUCCCAUUUAGCUGCUACACAUUUCCUUGUAAAUAAAAUAAGAGAAUUUGGCACAAGAUCAAGAUAACAACUACUAUCUGAUAAGUUUGAGUAUUCCCAUUACCUGUUUGCUGAACAUUGUACAGAUAUCACAGGGAGAAGUUACAUGUUAAUCACUUUGGGGCUUAAAGGGUUUAAGACUUAACCUCUAUCUGAGUGAUAACACCAAUUGUGCAACUACUUAACAUACAGCUAAUAGCUGAUCCUUUUUCAAUUAUCAUUACAGGCUUUAAUGCGAAGUUGCCUUCCUCAGGGCAAUCUAUCAGUUGAGGAAGAAUUCAAAUUAUUUGGUUAGCUGCCUGCUCAUUACAUUCACUGGAACACUAUAUUACACACUGCAUUAUUUUCAUACAAUUUUGAUUACUCCACAUUUAAACUUACAAAAAUUCUAAACAAUUCAUGUUUUUCUGCUUAUAGAGGAGAUCAGUUCAAACACGUGUUCACUGUUAAACUGCAAGGACUACUGGGAGUUACCAUCCAACGAAGUGAGUAAAGAAGAUAUUUUGAACACUGUUGUUUGGAUUUACCUAAACAUGCUAACUUGCGAGAUCGUAGAAGCUAUAAUGGUAGACACAAAAAAUUAGUGGUAGCCAUAUUGGAUGGGACGAGGUAUGUAGAUUAAGGUAUGCGACAGUGGAAUGGCAAAAACACAGCGUCUCCGCAUGCGGGAAGGUUUUAUGGAGUACGUGGCGUGCUUUAAGGCUGUCGGAACCAAGUUGCCUCACACGAGUUACAAACAGCCACACAAGCCACUAAGUCAAGGUGUUUCAAAAUAUUAUAACUUUUGGUAAAACUAAAUACAGAAUGGUAAAUUAACAGAAUACUAAUGCUUGAAAAAGCUUUGGCCGGGUUUGAAAAGUCUCGAGCUCACCUUUAUCCCCCAUCUGUUUGUUUUACAGAUUUGUUUGAAUGUUCCAAUUUCCUUUCGCUUAUUUUGCGAGACAGCGGUCGUUUCUUAUGUUUUUCUCAGAAAUUUUGCGCGGGAAAUAGUGUGUGGCCGGUCGGAAUUGAUCCCCUCGCGCAUGCCUGACGUUUGAACGCUGUUUUGAUGAUAGGAGGGAAGCGCAUCCAACUGCGGGGUUGAUCAGGAAAGACUAUGAAAGAGACUGAAGAGCCAAACCAGAUGGGAGAGAAAAUGACACUACAUUAAUGGAUAUAACGAUUAAUAACGAUGUAAAAGAAGGAUGACUAUACAUUUUACCCAAAUUAUAUAAAAAGGGCUGUUCGUGCAAAACUGUAAUGUCUGGGUGUGACACGCAAAGGGAAAAAACCCGGGAUUUUCUUAGUUACCACCUAAAACCAGUUUGUUACGGCUGUUACAGUUCCUUCAGAUGGUAAGUAAAGGAAUGACUUUUUUGAAAAAUGCAGGGAUCAAUGUCUGUGACUCACAGUAGUUCAGUUUCUUUAUUUACUUUUUUUUCAUGCUAAGAAUCGACUGCAGGCGGAACAGCCGGCUUCUUUCAGAGACUCACUUAUUUAUGGAUAAUUUUUUUUUAGAUUUCUCCAUGGAAAGUUGUCUUCUAUGCAGUAGUGACGCCGUUUUUCUUCAUGGCUCUCAUUGUUUAUUACUAUGCUAUUUGGGAUUACUAUUAGUAAGUAUGAUUUAUCUGUCUCGAUUGAAUCACCUUUCUUUAACCCCUCAACAUCUUAGUGGGAUUAGCCUCUAAAUUCUCCUUACAGCGUCACUCUUGAAUCAAGUGUAAAGGUCAUGAGAAUAACGGAAAUGAUCACCAAUUUAAGAAGCUCCCAAUUGUCAAACACAUUCUCCCUGUCAGUACCUUAGGAAAUGUAGAGAGAGCGGUGAGGAGAAUUUGGAUACUAAUGUAGAGGUGGAAAGAGUUAAUAGGAUAGGAGUGCGAAGAGCGGCAAACUUUGGGCUUGGUCGUGGAAUAGGAAAUUGUUGUAUCACAAACGUGGAACAUAAUGGCCGUGGGAGAAUCGGCUAUCUAUCGGUUUUUUAGGAGUUUUUCUCUCCUGUGUUCUCUUCAUGUGCGUAGGGGAACUCAAAAAACCAAACCUUUUCUCCCGGGGAAGAUUUCCCUCCCUUUUGUUGGCAUUCAGGAACACAAUAACUCGUAGACAUAGGGUAGUGUAACAGAAUUACACAUCGACAACGACGCCGGCGUAGCUUUUCAAGAGCUGCGUUCUCAAAACAAACCUGAGGACUGAAUAGCGUCGCUUUCGUAGAACUCGCCCCGGGCUUACCGAGUAGUCUUCCAUAUCUGCAUUCUGUUUGGGGUUUUUCACAUAAUUUAAUUUAAUUUUGUUAAAUUUAUUCCAGCGGCGAUUACCCGCUGUAUAGCAAUAUCGGGUCACGUGAGGAAGAGGAGAAUGUCUCCGGCGGUUACGGAUUGACGUCAACUCAUUUGAGGAAAAGAUAUGGAGGCCGCGCUCUAAUGUACUAGAACAGCAAAAGGGAUUCAUAACUAUUCUAGAGCUGGUCUUAAUGCACUGAGGUCACGGAGAGGAGUAACAUUUGAGUUUUGUUCCUUGGUUGAUCUAGCAAAACUGUUGCACUACUUUAGAAACUCUUCUAGGAGCAAGACUCGUGACAAGGGCGUAGCCGAUGUGGGUCCUGCCAAUUAACUGAAAAGAAUUCGCUCCUCUUCGUCGUAAAAUCGAAGCGAUUUCUCUCAAGAGCAGUGACGGAAAACGAAAUGCUUGUAAAGGAUGUAAUCGCUGAUGGAGAAAAUGUGUAAUGAAAGAACAACUAAUGUCGUUAAAAUGAAAGCGAUGCCACCCAAAGUGUUAAACAAUGGUCUCGCUGCUUUUAAAAAUUUUGUGAAGGUGCCGAGGACGCUUGCAACCUUGGCGACAUUUGUCACCUUUUCCCUGUUCUUGAAAAAUUGCUUGCCCCCCUCCACUAACCCUUGAGCAAUGGUGACAUCGGACUUCAUAUCAAUUUCUCUACAGAUAACAGCACCAAAAAGUUCAUUUUCCCACUUAUAGUUUCGAGUUGUUAAGUUUACGAUGGUGCAGCCAAAGCCGGUGAUUUGACGUUAUUCAUCAAGAAUUCGUAUUUCUUUCUUUUUGUUGCUUUUUCAUUAAGUUCUUUCGUUUUCACGCUCAUUACUUUCAUCGACAUUCUGUUACUUUUUUGGUUUAAUUUACCUUGGUUUGUGUCAUUCGUACAAGUUCUUUACCGUAAAUGUUAUUCAUUCGGCUUCAUCGUCUAUCUGGGCUGGAUCGUUUUCCUCAGUCAUUUUCUAUGAUCGUCUUUAACCAGCCAUUUGUCUCCGGCUAUUGUACAACGGAUAUUGUAAGUAUCUUUUGUUGUCUAUUAUUUUGUUUUCUCGGUUGUCAAUUUCCUCACCAAUAAUUGUAAUAACUUGUCAAUCGUAACUUCAUUUUCGCAACUUCUUCGAUUGUUUAGUUCGCAUCAAUACUUCAGUUUGUUUCGUUUGUUGGAAUAAAUUCUUGCCGAAACAUUAAAAGAGUUACUUUGGGCAUGUACGAUUGAUUUUGGCAUAAAUUUACGAGUUCUCUCUCUGGGAAAGUAAGGUGUAGUUUUAAAUGCUCUACGCAACGUUCUCUUGGUCAUGAAAAUGAAAACGAAACUAAGGCUUGGUCGUUUCAGCUGAGCCCGAGUUGAUGAUUGUUCUCAAUAAGUUUUGAGCGGAGAGGAGUGGGACAGGUUUUAAGUAUCAUAUUUUCACCUCGGGACAUCUUGGGUCACCACAAUACAUCGUUUUUCCACCAUGCGUAUCAAUGCGUUAAAAACUGCAACGAGUGGGUCCGUCCUCACGGUUUUCUGUCCGGGUGAAACGAAAGUCUUUAUCGAUGCUAGUGAUACUCUCUGCACUAUCGCUUUGUUCUUUGGGUCUCACGAUUCAUUCUUUGAAACUACACUCCGAUGAUAAGCAUUUUAUUAUAGUCCGCAAGGCUAA